Molecule: messenger RNA, 3395 nt
Organism: Pygocentrus nattereri (red-bellied piranha)
Lineage: Eukaryota; Metazoa; Chordata; Actinopteri; Characiformes; Serrasalmidae
Gene: gnsb
Product: glucosamine (N-acetyl)-6-sulfatase (Sanfilippo disease IIID), b
Exons: 14
Coding region: 158-1687 (509 amino acids)
Biological process (GO): glycosaminoglycan metabolic process
Molecular function (GO): N-acetylglucosamine-6-sulfatase activity; glycosaminoglycan binding
Source: RefSeq, a predicted model, not a curated record
ACUUAGCUACUUCAAGGCUGGCUUGUUUGUCGAAUUGGGAAAACGAGUGGAUUAUUUAGUUUUUUUUUUAAAACAAUGAAUGUUUCAUAAUGUAGUAGUUAGGAACUACAACAUUCACGUUAUUCAGGCAGACUGCUGUCCGCGUGUCUGAAGACUCAUGGCUGGUCCGCGGAGAGGGAAGGAGGCUGCCGGCUGCCUGCUGCUGCUCCUCGCUGUGCUCACCUGCAGCCUCAGGUGUGGAGAAAGCCUCAAAAGCAGCAAUAUUGUCCUCAUCCUCACCGACGACCUGGACGUGGACCUUGGUGGGCUGACGCCUUUGAAGAAGACCAAAGCUCUCGUUGGUGAUGCUGGUGUCACUUUCUCUAAUGCGUACACAGCGACGCCCCUGUGCUGUCCCAGUCGGAGCAGCAUCCUCUCAGGGAAAUAUCCACACAACCACAUGGUCCGAAACAACUCCCUGUCUGGCAACUGCAGCAGCAAAGCCUGGCAGUCUGGGCCUGAGAACCAAGCCUUCCCCAUCUACCUCAGCAAGAAACUUUAUCAGACCUUCUAUGGAGGGAAGUACCUAAAUCAGUAUGGGUCGAAGGAGGCUGGAGGUGUGACAUACGUUCCUCCUGGCUGGGACCAAUGGCACGCCCUGGUGGGGAACUCCCAGUACUACAACUAUACCCUCUCUGUCAAUGGAAAAGCAGAGGUUCAUGGAGACAACUAUGAAAAGGACUACCUCACAGACCUUAUUCUGAACAGGUCACUGGCCUUUCUGGACGAGCGAAGCCCCCAGCAUCCCUUCUUUAUAAUGCUUUCUCCUCCGGCCCCUCACUCCCCCUGGACUGCAGCCCCUCAGUACCAGAAGAGCUUUGGUGAUGUAAAGGCUCCACGUGACGGCAGCUUUAACAAACCUGGCAAGGACAAGCAUUGGCUGCUGCGUCAGCCUCCGAACCCUAUGGUAAACAGCUCCAUCGACUAUCUCGACAACGCUUUCCGUAAAAGGUGGCAGACUCUUCUGUCUGUGGAUGACAUGGUGGAGAGGCUGGUGAAGAAACUGGAAGACGUAAAAGAGCUGAACAACACCUAUAUUUUUUUUACAUCUGACAAUGGCUACCACACAGGUCAGUUCUCCCUUCCCAUCGACAAAAGGCAGCUGUAUGAGUUUGACAUCCGUGUACCGCUUUUGGUCAGAGGGCCCGGCAUCCAGCCCAAACAAACUCUCCAGAACCCAGUGAUGAAUAUUGACCUGCCAAUGACCAUAUUGGACAUUGCCGGAGUCAACGUCUCUACCUUGAAUAUGGAUGGGCAGUCUUUUCUACCACAGCUUGUCCCAUCAGCACGUAACGGCACUUCCCGUCCUUACUUUUUGGUUGAGUACACUGGUGAGGGUCACUUGCCUACAGAUCCUUACUGCCCCAAACUUGGCCCAGGAUUGGCUAAUUGCUUCCCGGACUGCGUUUGUGAGGAUGCUUUUAACAAUACAUACGCCUGCGUUAGAACCUUCAAGGACUACAAUUUGCAGUAUUGUGAAUUUGCUGACAAUGAGGCGUUUGUGGAGGUCUACAACUUGACAGCAGACCCUUACCAGCUGGAGAAUAUUGUGAAGAAGGUGGACCCUGCUCUCCUGCAGACCAUGAACCAAAGGCUCAUCAAGCUUCAGUCUUGUGAGGGAAAGAGUUGUCGAGACCUCAAGAAGUAAUGUCUAUAAAACAGUGUGCAGUGCAGGAACUCCCAAACUUGUUGAAACUGUUCAAGCCAAAGUGUGAGAGUCUCUCAUGUUAAACUGACUCCAGUAUGCAUUUCUUAAACAACUUUAUCACCUUCAGUGGACACAUUUUAUAAAUCACAACACAGAAACUGGCCAAGAUGUGUUUACAACCAGCCUUUGCUGCUACACUUCUUCAAAUAGAUUUACUUGUGACUUUUAGGAAACUUUGGCCAUUUAUUACUCAUGCUGUACUUGAACGGAGUCAAUGACUACAUAAUAGAGUACUUUAAAACUACUAACAUGAUGACACAUGUAGUCAGAGACAUUAUAUAUACUUAAGAUGACCCUUUCCAGUUUUCUGCAUAUUAUUUACUAAAAAUGAUUUUACAGUUAAAUUUCAGGUCCAGUAGGGAGGAUUGUAAGAGGUCUAAAUUGUUUGCUAGGUUCAUCAUAAAAUGAGUUGAAUUGCCCUCAAAUAAUUCCCUCAAAGAGAACGUUCAGCUUGAAGUUUAGGACUUAACAUUAACAAUUAACAUUAGUCUGAUGAAGAUAUGAUAACAAUAGCAGAUAAUUCACUUCAUUCAUUCAUCUGCUCAGGAAAGGAGUCUGAGCCAUGUUACAUGUCAUUCCGGGUGGUUUUAAAUGCUCCAUUCUGCAGAAACGUAGUAAAAAUUUAUUUUUAAAAAUGCAUUUCUGCCCUGAUUUUUCAGUAUUUUAGCAUUCCAUUAAAUUAAACAUAAAAACACUGAAGUGAAGUUUCAGUGGUCAUUGUGGAUAAUCAAUAAAAUGGCUAUACCUGUGUUGUAGACAUUGUGACCCCUGGUUCCUAUCAGCACCACUGUAAAGAAGUUUCACAUCAAAGCACUCUGAAUGACCGUGUUUACAUCUCAGCAAUUUAAUUAAUUUAACAAUCAAAUAUUUUUGUUUUUUUUUUUUCGGAGGAAAUAAUCUUCAUACAAAAGAAAAUAUGAAUUUCUCUGCCCCAGUUUCUUUUUCCUCAAUCAUGACUACAUGCAAUAGUCCCAGUCCUGAACUUCUGAGUUCAUGUCAAAAAGAAAUCACUCCCUCGAAUGUGAAUGUAUCUGUAGCGUAAGUGAGGAGAUGUGUAAUGUCAGUUGUUGUGCACUUCUUCACUGCUAUUUCAUGGCAGUUGGUGAACUUGAGAUUUUGAACAGCUCCAUAUGAGGGCUUACAACUUGGAUUUACUUUAUUAAGAGCACUUUUAUACUCGAUGAAUGAAUACAACUACAUCGCACCUAUUCAAAUCAGCUGUGAAAUGGUUGAGAGCCUAAGUUUUAACGCAACUAGUCAUCAGUUGACUGUCACAUGAAACCGUUUAUUACAUUUAUAUUAUCAGAUCCAUCUUGUUCUUCUCUGCUUUGUUAGUGUAUUUGUCAUUCUGGUAUUUGCAUCUGAUAAUCCAGUACAAAUAUUCAAGGAGACACUCCAGUGUCUUAACAGGCUUUUCAUUUGUAUUUAUGUAAAUGGAAUUGUUUUUCAUUUUUGUCUUCAUUUUUGUUUUUGAGGGGAAUAUUGGAUGUUUAAGGGAAACGGUCGCCUUCAGCCAAAGAUUUAGUUUAUGAUGAUGUAAUUAUGUGCCUUGUCUUUUGCACUGAAACAGUGAGUGUGCCUUUGCAUGACGGGAACCUUUAAUUUCAGGUGAUUAAUAAAGGUGAAAGGUUUUCCACCCAUGUGGUCA